AUCACUGGUCAUGUGAUGAAGAGGCUGAGCCGUUCAGGGAAGGAGCUGCUGCGACCGGCUGGCUGGUCUCUUUUCACCUCGAAGACUGCAGAAGGAGGACAGCAGCAAUGUGCACCAGGAUCCAGCCCACCGAGUGGACCACCGACCUCAAAAACCAGAAUUUUGAUGGCAUCGUCUUAGUGACCCAGAGCCAUGACACCCUCCCCGCUGAGCUGGAGUGUCUGAAAGCCCCGCUGCAGGAUUACAGCUCUGUGGACAGCGGUUUGGGUGAUGAGGUGGUGCUUAUCAAGGUUCCCGGUCUUCCCGGGAAACGCUUGAUAUUUGCCUCCACCGGCCCUGUGAACCGGGACUAUGAUGAUGUCAGACGCUUUAGUGACGCAGCAGUCAACGGCAUCAAACGUGCCUUGAAAGCAGGCAUGCAGCGACCCCUGCUGGUUUGCCCUCCGCACAAGGACUAUAAAGACAAUGCCUUGGCAGCUGCACUUGGUGCCCUUCAUGCUCUCUACAUGCCCCUUGAAGUGCGAGAGGCAAACAUCAAAUCCUUGGACCACAAGGUGUGUGUUCUGGGGCUGUGGGCGGCACAGGAGGCUGAGGGGAAGAGGCUGGUAGAGCUGGCGAAUGCUCUGGAAAGCGGAAGACUGGCUUACCGGGACAUCGGCGGCUCAGACCCUGAACGCAUGGCUGCCCCUCGCGUGGCCGAAUACGUCCAGGAGCUUUUCAAGAACAGCCCUGUGGAGGUGGAAGUGCUGAGCAACGUGAAGGUUCUGGAGAAGGAGUAUCCAUGUCUGGCUGCAGUGAACCGCUGUGCAAACAGUGUACCACGUCAUCAGGCCAGGGUCAUCAAGUUGCAGUACCGUGGAGAGGGACCGAUCCAGAAGACUCUCAUGUUGGUUGGAAAGGGCAUUACUUACGACACAGGAGGAGCAGACAUCAAGGCUGGAGGCUUCAUGGCUGGGAUGCACAGGGACAAGUGUGGAGCUGCUGCUGUUGCUGGAUUCUUCCAGAUUUUAGCCCAUCUGAAGCCAAAACAUCUGAAAGUUGUCGGUGCGAUGACCAUGGUGAGGAACAGUGUGGGUGCAGACUGCUACGUGGCAGACGAGCUGGUGGUCUCCCGCGCAGGUCGCAGAGUCCGGGUGGGAAACACGGAUGCAGAAGGACGUAUGGUGAUGGUGGACCUGCUCUGUGAGAUGAAGGAGAAGGCGGCGCAGGAGGUUUCUCCGCAGCUCUUUACGAUUGCGACCCUGACUGGUCACGCCAUCAGAGCGAUGGGACCAAACUACUCUAUCAUCAUGGACAACGGGCCGGCCCAUCGCAAUGGGAACGCCGCUCAGUGGCAGAAAGCUGGAGAGGUGUUGGGAGAUGUGUUUGAGAUUUCCAACAUCAGACGGGAGGACUAUGAGUUCCACAAGGGACCGUCUGAGUACGAGGACAUCCUGCAGUGCAACAACCUCCCGUCCUCAGCAACACCACGAGGACAUCAGACCCCUGCAGCUUUCCUCAUCAUGACCUCAGGCCUUGACAAGCAUGGAGUGGAUUCAGAUGCACCUCUGCCCUACUCCCACAUUGACAUCGCUGGGUCAAGUGGUCCUUUCCCUGGAGUGCCAACAGGAUCCCCCAUCCUCGCCAUGGCAACCAAAUACAUCCUUCAAGAUCGUCUCUAAAAAUGCUAAAAAACACAUUAUGUACCUGCUCAAACCUUAAUGAAACACUUCUAAAAACCUCAGGUUUAUUUUUCUUUGACUGUGCUUGUUUCUAACACCUAAUUUUCUUCCUGUCUGAAUUAUGGGUUCAACAAACCUGUAAAGUGGCCUGAAUUAGCAAACACUCAGGGGUCGAAUUUAGUCAUUUAUGAGGGUGUGUGUUGUGAAACCAAGUUCGGCUCAUUAUUCAAUAAAAAAUGGGGCUUUAUGGUUA
This is a messenger RNA of Girardinichthys multiradiatus, 1914 nucleotides long. RefSeq lists its product as uncharacterized. Gene Ontology annotation, biological process: proteolysis. Gene Ontology annotation, molecular function: metalloaminopeptidase activity; manganese ion binding. Gene Ontology annotation, cellular component: cytoplasm. NCBI's taxonomy places the organism in Eukaryota, Metazoa, Chordata, Actinopteri, Cyprinodontiformes, Goodeidae. The transcript has 16 exons. The record is from RefSeq and is a predicted model, not a curated record. Bases 108 to 1661 code for a protein of 517 amino acids.